Molecule: messenger RNA, 1218 nt
Organism: Melanaphis sacchari
Lineage: Eukaryota; Metazoa; Arthropoda; Insecta; Hemiptera; Aphididae
Exons: 2
Coding region: 328-858 (176 amino acids)
Source: RefSeq, a predicted model, not a curated record
UUGAUAACAGAUGAAGGCGUGUAAUCAAUUUAAUGUUCUGUUGUUGUUCUGUACUUCUGUGCUUUAAUCAUAAAGUUGACCAAAAAUUGAACAGUCAACAAUUAAUAUUCAGUAUCAGUAAUACUUGAAAUACGAUUUAAAUAGACACUACUGAAUACGUAAACGAGUAACGAUGAUAGAAGAAAACGUAAGCAUAAAUCAUGAUCUUUCGCGAUUGUGACGUUAGCUGAUCGAUCAGAAUAAUUCGUGGUCUUCAGUCUUCACAGUUUGCAUCUGUUCAUCAUUUGUUCUUUUCACGCACAUCAGAAGUGUGGAAAUGCAUUUGAAAUGGAAGCCUACUAUAUGUGGGAGCGUGUCCAUUUAACCGAGGACAUGAGUCGGUCGUGCAGCUCCUGCGACUGUGUUACUUAUUCGUAUUUUUUGAUAUCUGUGUUCCUAUUCACAUUGGGCUCUAUUAUAUCAGUGUUUUCAUUUGGAGCAUUUGAUGACACUGUCUUCGCCAACUUUGGUCACAUGUGGAUGGUUGGACCACUCUGCAUCUGUUCAGCCGUUAUGAUCGGCAUUAGAAAUGUACUGUACUUACGUAGGCGCCGCAUCAUUGACAUGGUCAUCCGCCAACAGAUAGAGGACAUACGAUCUCAACAGGGGCAGUUGACAGACACUCAACAACAGUAUUCAUUACCAAUACGCACUGUGAGUGAACUUACCUUGCCUCCAUCUUAUGAACAGUUGAUUGGCAGUCACAGUGAAGAGAGUAGUAACCUACCACCACCAUCAUAUGAAGAAGCUAUAGUUAGCAUGUCCAAGGAAUCAACUAAAAGUGAUAAUAUUAUUGUUCUUAAUUAUUCUGUUAAAUGAUCUUGCAAAUAUGUCUUAAUUAUGGAGGUAUAUGAUAGAAAUUAUUACAUUAUCAAUGAGAAAAUUAUUUCAGAAAAUUAAUUUUCUAUUCUGGAUAUAACAUCUCUCUUGAAAAUAAUAUAGCAUAAUUAUACUCAAUCAGCCAAUUAAACAUUGGUAUAAAUUACAAUCGGGUUUUUUUUUUUUUUUUAAUUAGAACUAAAUUAAUAAUACCUGCAAAAAAUAAAAAUAUGAUCCCCAGUCAUUUGUAAAUAAUUACUUUUUACGUUCAAUAGAUUUGUUCUUAAUAUUGCCUGUAUGAAUGUUACUCAAUGACAUACUUAUUACAUAAAUAUAUUAAAGAAAUGUAUACAUAAGAAA